Cucurbita maxima (winter squash) is the source of this 911-nucleotide messenger RNA. RefSeq names its product metalloendoproteinase 4-MMP-like. Gene Ontology annotation, molecular function: metalloendopeptidase activity; zinc ion binding. NCBI's taxonomy places the organism in Eukaryota, Viridiplantae, Streptophyta, Magnoliopsida, Cucurbitales, Cucurbitaceae. Gene Ontology annotation, cellular component: extracellular matrix. The record is from RefSeq and is a predicted model, not a curated record. The coding region runs from base 1 to 810 and encodes 269 amino acids. The transcript has a single exon. Gene Ontology annotation, biological process: extracellular matrix organization; proteolysis; collagen catabolic process.
AUGUUUCUGCCAUCAAUUCCUCCUCCUCGCUACCUUCUCUUGGCUCUGUUCUUCCUCUGCUUGCCACCCAUUAUUCCUUCCUCCGCCGUGACUUUCCGGUCAAAUUCCACUGCACGGCGGUGGCGCGUGGCCGACACGUUGCAUGGACCCCAUGUAACGGCGCGUUACCUAUAUUUUCCCGGGAAGCCACGGUGGACGCGGCGAAUGCCGAUGGUGCUGACGUACGCAUUCUUGAAGGAAAAUUGGAUAAGCAAUUUGAGUUUAAAAGACGUGAAAUUCGUAUUUCGUACGGCGUUUUCUAAAUGGGCCCACGUGAUUCCGGUGAGGUUCGAGGAGACGGAGGAUUAUGGGUUUGCUGAUAUUAAAAUUGGGUUUUAUAGAGGCGAUCACGGCGACGGGCAGCCGUUUGACGGCGUGCUUGGGGUUUUGGCGCAUUCUUUUUCGCCGGAGAUUGGGAGGCUCCACCUGGAUGCGGCGGAGACGUGGGCGGUUGAUUUCGAGGAGGAGAAGUCGGCAGUGGCGGUUGAUUUGGAAUCUGUGGCGACGCAUGAGAUUGGGCAUUUGUUGGGGCUGGGUCACAGCUCGGUGAGAGAAUCGGUGAUGUAUCCCAGCUUGAAGCCGAGGGAAAAGAAGGCGAAUUUGGAAGUGGAUGACGUGGAAGGUGUGCAAGCUUUGUACGGAUCCAAUCCCAAUUUCAGGUUUGAGUCUUUGGAAUUGGAGUCUGAUACUUCUGCCACGUGGACAAUGACCUGGAAUUUUCCCAUUUCUUUCUUUUUCUUUCUCACUUCCAAUUUUAUUGUUUUUCCAUGACCAUUAAAAUAGCGAGAUUUAGAUUAUACUUACUUCUAAGAAGCUUGACUACACGCUUAGCUUGUAGCUAUAUAUUAGUGUAAGCAGUCGUUCGAAAUAUA